GAAGUGGAUGAAGGAGGCGCAACCAUGAGCUAUCCCCGCAAAUAAACUUCUAGAAUUCCAAUUCUCCAUUCGCAAAUCCCUUCAUCCCUUCAUCCCUCGCAAAUUUUCCUACUCGGCCUGAAUCUUGACAACCAGUUAAAGACUAUCCUUACACUUUCGUUCUCCCCUUCGUCAAUCCAUUUAUUGUAAUCUCAUCCCAUACCUUGCCAUCCGUUUCAUUUCCCUUCAUUCUUUGCCAACACCAUCAAGAAUCGGAAACAUUACCAUUCAUCAUCCAUCCAUACAUCUCUUACUCCUCGGCUACCUUACAUACUUCACCAUUCUCACUGCUGCAUUCAAUUAUUUUCAGCUCAAAAUAGACAUCUUAAUUUAACGAGGAGUCACACCUACAUACGCCUACCACCCUUCUUUUUUUCCCACCCCCCCUAGUCUUUUCUAGCUACCUUGAGAUGAGAUUUUGGGACGGAGUAUUCAUAUCCCAACUCCACUUAUCACAAAUACAUAUUGAUACCCAAUGAGCUCCUGAAUCCUGUACUACGACAAGCAUUAGGCUGGAGGACCGACAGACAAGUUACAACACGGCGAACGAUUGAGAAACUUUUUCUCUCUCUCUCCCUGAUUUACCCCCUGCAACGAACUUACGGAGGGAUUUAACCUACGGGAAACAAAAACAUCCUCGUAUGUUGCGGAUUUUCCAAAAAGUACAAAGCUACGAGCAAGACCGAAUUAUUGACCAAGUCAACAAUUUUGUCUCCAAGACAUUGAAGGACGGCAAAGAACUACAUUACCCUUCCCAAACCACCCACAGGAAUAAUUUUGGAAACCGCAGGAAAAUAGGAUACCCCUAACGGACCCGGAACCAGACCCAAUUACAGCAAACCUUCAUCUUUCCCAAGGACAGUCACAAAAUAGCAGCCAGAAACCGGACAAGGAUUUUGUUUUCAAGGAUUUCCGUAUUUUUGUUCCCAUUUGGAUGCUCCCAUUACCCAAGGAUUAGGAGUAUUUUCUGCAAAGAAAAGCCAAAAAACAACGGGAAAAUAUAGCACCAUUAGUCCCCGGUGUACUUAUUUUUCCUAUUCCUUUAUAUUUUACCACAGCUUGAACCAGGUCAGGUCUGAAGAGUGUAUGCACUUCGUACCGUGUAUCAUCUUUUCAUUCCCCAUUCGGACUUUCUUCUUAUACUUUCAGCAGAAAGUUUAUGAGAGGUUUUACCAACGUAUCCUCGUUGACCAGACCAUAAGAUCCUAUCACAUCAUUACAGAUUCUCUCUUCGAUAAAAGUCCCCUUUACCCACACAUCCACAUCUACUAUCUACUUUCCCCCCUCAGCCCCCCUCCUCUAGGGUUCUUCUUUAGCUGCCGGGUUGCUGAUCCAUAUCAUAUCAUAUCGCAUCGACAUUCAAUCCUAGGCUCCCACACCAUACUAUUCGCUAUCGAUAAAUCGAUUCGAUAAACCCUACGGACCACCACCAACCACAAUUCGUCCUUCUAGUCAACCUGGCAAAGAACAAUCAACGACAGAAGAAAACUAAAAGAAGAAAAAGUCAAACAUUACCCGUUACUCCAAGUCUCAGCUUUCUAUCAAAGUACUACCUCAUUGACACUACUGCGGAAUUGCGUCGCUCGUCCAAUCACUGAUUAGUGUCUUCACUAUUUUUCCCUACGGACUCACAGAUUAGACACUAAAAAGGAGCUUAGACUCCCCAUAUUUCUUAUUUACGACUACUCUUACUUUUUUUUAUUUUUAAUUCAUCCCUCAGUCGGUUCAUCCACACCACACUUCCCGUACACCCCGUCAACCAAACUUCAUAACAACAACACACACACACACACACACACACACACACAUACCACAGCACAGUACUACCUCCGUGCGACAUCAAUUGCUACUAUAUAAGUAGAAGCGUCCAGUACGUUUUCUAUUGACACUCAGCAACCUUCCCGUCAACCCAACGCAUCAGCACCAACUACCCAUACUGUUGUUGACGACCUUCACUGUCGUCGCUCCAAUAUAAACAAUGGGUGGCCCACGUGCCAUGUACCUUGAAGAGGAAGACGAAGACACGGGCAAAGUUCUGAAAGGUACUCGACGAAGCGCAAGCGUUAAAGCACCCUCAAGGGAAAAGGUCAAGGAACGUCCAAAGAUUACCACUCGCGAUCGCACAUCAAGCAAAGCUUCAAGAACAAAUAGCGACUCGGGAUACUCGACCGGAGCGAUUCCUACAGGUUCAGAGAUAUCGUCACCCGAUGCGGUACAAGAUGUCGAAUACACAAAAGAAAGUAAAAAAUCGCGAAGACCGUCUACGAAUCAAAGACGCCCUUCAACGGUCGAAUCACGUCCACCACAGACACUUAAGAACAAGGAGACCAAGGAGCACCGAAGAUCUCUCAGUGUCAAGACUGAUGCGAAGCCAGAGCAUUACGGAGUUAAAACUCCUGUUACAUCUAAACAUCCUCAACCUCCCGUCAUCACGCAACCCAGCACCGCAUCUGUCCCUAUGAGACCUCGCGCAUUAACCCACGCUCAAACAUACCACGGUGGCCAACGACCUUCCAGUUACCACGCCGCCUCUGCUUCAGUGUCUGCUGCCUAUCCUCCAUUGUCCAGUUCUGCAUAUUUCCAACCUGUUCAUCAAUCGGCGCAAUUUCAAGCUCCACCUCCUUCACCAGCAUUCAACAACUAUGCUGUCGUCCACCCUCCUCAAGCUUCUAGCUACUUUCAAUCUCAGGAAGCUCAACCUUCAUCGCGCUCUCUUUCCGCCCGAUUUGAACCUCAACAAAGGGCUUCUCAAUAUGGUAUUCGACCCGAGCCAGUUCAAACACCCCGAAUGAUCACAGGGGGCUAUGAGCGAGAGUACCAAUACAGCGAAGAUGAUUAUGAUGAUAGUUACGAAUCUUCUAAUGAAGAGCCAAUCGGGAGAACCAUCACCAGUAGCAUACGUGUACCAUCUGGGAUUCCCUCAAGGACAAACAGCUCUGCUGUAUCGGAAAGCAACUUUAGCAAGGCAGACAGUUCGCGCAGUCGCGAAAGUAAUUAUAGCGAAGUGGAAAGCAGUUACAACAAGAGCAAGAGCAGCAGAGGCAGAAGAGACUCUAAGGCUAUGCCACCGCCACCCAAACCUACUAUGCGACGACCAACAGUCAAUGUGCCAGUAUACGACGAUAAUCUUUCCCAAUAUAGCGUUGAAGAGUACCACGAGGAACCUCCUCGUCAAGCAGCUCGUCCUCGUCGACCAAGUCCUCAUCGAAACUCGGUUUCGUAUGAUGUGAGCGAAUUGCCCAGAGAAACAGAGAGAUUUAGACUUGAGACUGCUAGCAAACACAGACGCCGACAAAGCUACUAUGGGCAAUCUACAUCUGCCUCAUCCACUCAAGCAUCUACCACGGGAUCAAGUGGCUAUAGCGCAAAGCUUUCCGCGGCAGCCGAUUAUCUUGAGGAAGUUAGUGGUCCAACCAUCCCUCUCACUGCUGAGGCUUUGAAAAAAGAACAACGAAGACAGGCUGGAGGUAGUAGCAGAAGCACAAAGAGCAGUGGAAGUCAUGACCUAAGUGAUUAUCGAGGCACACAAACCACUCGUACGACCCGAAGUGGUGGUGAUGAUAAUGUUACAAUCGAGGUCACUGGUCAAGCUAAAGUCACAGUUGGUGGAGCUGAAAUUCAAUGCGAAGAAGGAGGAAAAAUUCAGAUUCACCGCACAGAAACAAUCAUUCGUGACGGAAGCGAAGCAACUGCAUCGGAAUAUGAGCAUGGAUACGGACUUAAAUUACUUGAUGAUCGUGAACGCCGAAGCCGACAUGACCGAAGUGACAGUCAAUCAGGCCGAUCGCGCAUGAGAUCACAACAUUCCUACACCCGAGUCUCACCUCGACCUCAAGAUCGGGACAGAGCACCUCGUGAACGCCGUGAGGAUUAUGAAGCUCGCACUGCCAAGGAUUACGAUUCUCGCAAUUCCAACUGGGAGUCUUCAACCACUUCAACUUGGUACUAAAUCUUUUGCGUAUCAUAUUUUAUUUUCCUUCGGCGAUUUAUUUCUUGAAUAUUCGAUUUAGCGACAUGUUUCUUUAUGACGAUUUCAUAUCAUUUCUUUUUGAAUUUCUUUUUUCGAACAUCCUUCUUCUCUGUGCAUAUUGUUGUGUGGUCGUUACUUUCUCCUCUUCUUUGGGGUUUUCAGAAAAGCGGAAAAAGUUUAUACCCCAAAAGCACUUGAGAGCACUUUUUCUGUUUGUUUUUUCUUUUUCUUUCCUUGCGGCGGAAAUGGAAAUGUUUCAAUAUGAUGAAUGUACGACUUGUAUGAGUUAUGGUUAUGAAUCUCCUUUUCAUGUCUCUUAUCUUCUUUUUGGCGAUUACCUUUUGAUUUUGGAUUGAAAGUAUUGGGAUUGGGAUGAACUACAGAUGCAUGCAGUUUUGCUAGCAAUGGCAGCAUGUAAGAUAUGAAUUAUCGACAGAGAUGUUUUUAAGAGUUGGCGCACAUGGCUGGUACAUGGUCUGUUUGGUAUGAUAUAUGAAAAGGAUGGGGGGAACGGAAAAUGGAUGAAUGGAUUGGGUCUCCUUUAAUGUUAGUGGGGACUCGUCUAUCUAUCAGAAUUGUUUCCAGAACCUUCAGGAUUGGAUUGAUCGACUGAUUGAUUGUGGAUUAUAAGCUUUAGGGUAGCUUUAGAUAGCUUUAGGAUAGUUUUAAAAUAUGAUACCCCUUUA
Botrytis cinerea B05.10 is the source of this 4695-nucleotide messenger RNA. RefSeq lists its product as hypothetical. The record is from RefSeq and is a predicted model, not a curated record. Bases 2018 to 3988 code for a protein of 656 amino acids. The transcript has a single exon. NCBI's taxonomy places the organism in Eukaryota, Fungi, Ascomycota, Leotiomycetes, Helotiales, Sclerotiniaceae.